Molecule: messenger RNA, 654 nt
Organism: Lodderomyces orthopsilosis Co 90-125
Lineage: Eukaryota; Fungi; Ascomycota; Pichiomycetes; Serinales; Debaryomycetaceae
Exons: 1
Coding region: 1-654 (217 amino acids)
Source: RefSeq, a predicted model, not a curated record
AUGAUUUCAAUACUUCAAUUUAUAGCCAUUACACUUUUAACCUCGGUUGUAUCCUCAAAGAGAAUCAAUUUGUUUAUAAAACCCAUUGAUCAAACAACAACUGAUCCAAUUGGAUUUAUUGAAAAUGAAGCAGUAUAUCUUAUGGAUGUGGAUCUACAACCAGAUCAAGCCUACUGCAUAGGUACUAAAGAUAUACACAAUAAUGAAUGUUUCAGCUAUCAAUCCAAUUUGCCAAACUUGACACAAGCUGUGUUUAACCUAUUCCUUGAUGAAGAUGGUGAUAUACUGAGAUUAUCGUUAUCUUUUGACAACAAGUUAGGUAAGCCACAAGUCAAAAGAAGAAAACAGGUCAUUGCAGCACAGCCAAACAUGAAUCCUGAUUCAAUAAAGAAGCAAAGAGAAGAACAACAACAACAAAAGAAAGCAGGUAGUGGUGGCGAUGGUGGUGGAUCAAUUGUUGAAAAGGUGAAAAAAAAGAAAUUGAUUAAAGAAAUUGAUGCUAAUGGAGUUGAAGUUACUAGAGAAAUCGAAGAAGAAAUCGAAGUGGAAGUUCCAAUUGACGAUAGGUCAUGGAUACAAAAGAAUUGGAUGUAUAUUGUACCUCCAUUGCUUAUAUUUAUGCUAGCAGGCGGUGGUAACGAACAAGGAAGAUAA